AUGGCCGUUGAAUUCCUCAGAACAAUGGAAAAAGGGACACUCAAGCCCGAUGCACAUAUAUACAACAAUGUUAUUGACACCUUGUGUAAGGAUAGAAUGAUAGACUCUGCCUUGGAACUUUUCAACGAAAUGCUCGAGAAGGGAAUCCCGCCGGAUGUCGUUACUUACAGUUCUUUGAUAGGUGGUUUGUGUAAUUUAAGCCGUUGGGAGGAAGUAAAAAAGCUGAUGAAGGAGAUGGUGUUCUUCAAGAUAUAUCCAGAUGUGGUCACGUUCACCACCUUGAUUGUUGCUUUAUGUAAGGAAGGAAUGAUGGAUGAAGCAGAAGAUGUAAUCGGAAUCAUGAAGCAGCAGCAUGUAGUUCCAAAUGUCACCUGUUACACUGCAUUAAUGAGCGGAUAUUUUCUUGAAGGGCGUAAGGAUGAUGCAAGGAAUGUUUUCGAUUUAAUGGGUAGUAGCAAGAAUUGUGCUCCUGAUGUUAUCAGCUGUAACACAUUAAUCAAUGGCUAUUGUAGAAAGAUGAAGAUGGACGACGCUAUGGGUAUCUUCCACGAGAUGCCUCGUAAAGGGAUCAAGCCUGAUGUGUCCACGUAUACCACUAUACUGGGCGGUUUCUUUCGUGUGGGCAACUGGCGUGUAGCGCUUGAUAUUUUUUAUGGGAUGCAAGCUGUCGGACUAAAACCUGGCUUCUAUACAUACUGUAAUAUGUUGGAUGGAUUAUCUAGGAAUGGGCAAGUCGAGAGGGCUUUAUCGUUGUUAGAAGCAUUAGAGCGCAAGGGACAACAUCUUUAUAAUGAAUACUAUACAAUCGUCAUGGAUGGUUUGAUCAGAUCCAAUAAGCUCAAUGCGGGUCGAUCUAUUUUGGAAGAUAUGGUUUCGAAGGGGUUGGAAUGGGAUGUGGUGACCUACAAUGUUUUGGUUAAAAGAUGUUGUAAAAACGGGCUAUUAGAGGAAGCUAAGGAUCUGCUUUUCAAAAUGGGACGAUUAGGCUUGUCUCUGAAUGAGGUUGGUUAUAACACUAUUGUCCGAGGAAACCUAGCAGGUGGCCAAUAUGACGAUGCAGAAAUGUUUCUUGGGGAGAUGGUUGCCAAAGGAUUCUUGCUAGAUUUAAAAACAUUUGAGAUGCUACUUAGUUUAUUUGGCUCCAAGGAAAAGAAUCCCAAAAUAUUUAAAAUUAUCCAGAAGCUGGCGCCAAACAGUUUAAACAAAAAUUAG
Messenger RNA from Striga hermonthica, 1212 nucleotides. NCBI's taxonomy places the organism in Eukaryota, Viridiplantae, Streptophyta, Magnoliopsida, Lamiales, Orobanchaceae. The record is from the annotation of a GenBank genome assembly.